AUCCGAUACAAAUAGAAAAUACAAUCAGCAAGCUGGCAAUUAAACUUGUGAAAUUAUCAUAGAGAAUUUAAUACUAUAAAUGAAUUUUGAUAGAUAAUUUUAAUAUUCCUAUUUAUACAAAUUUUAAUAAGCUUAAAAAAGACCAAGUUGGCUGUGAGGACAGGGAAAGAAAUAUGACCAAGUCAUUUAUAGAGUACAAGAAAAAGCAGCAUUGACACAUGUUCAUAUAGGAGUAACCUUUGGUAUAUCCAACAUCUAAACACCCUUCUUUGAUUAGUACUGUCUAGUUUAUUUGUCUGGUCCCCAUUUCACAUUAAUCAUGAACCUCUACCCUAAGUAGAAAAACAACUUUUUUUGCUUCAUACCCUUUUGCUGGUGACAAUUGGUUUUUGUUUCCUUUUGUCACCUUCUUGUUUCCUCUCCAUUAGUAAAAAAUUAUCAUAAUUCAAAGUUGGAUGAGGACACAUUAAGGAACAUCAUAACACAUAGAAUUGUGUUACAUUGAUCAAACCAUAUAUUAUUCUCUUGUAAGGUUUCUGUUACUACAGAAUUCACCAUAUACAAAAGAAAUCAAUCAAAAAGACAGAAAAAAAAAAAAGAAAAAAAAAAGUGUUGGUCAUUAUUCAUUAAAAAAUUUGCAAAAAUGAAUGACUUAUUCUCAAGCUCCUUCAAAAAAUACAGUGACUUGAAGGAGCAAGCCCAAAUUGAUGAUGUAGAAGCAGGAAAAGAGAGUAUCAACCUUGAUAAAUUCUUUGAGGAUGUUGAGAAUGUGAAAGAAGACAUGAGGCUUGUCGAAAAGCUUUAUAGAAAAUUACAAGAGGCAAAUGAAGAAAGCAAAAUUGUCCACAAUGCUAAAACAAUGAAAGAUCUUAGAGCAAGGAUGGAUAAAGAUGUUGAACAGGUUCUCAAAAGAGUCAAAAUCAUUAAGGGUAAGCUUGAAGCAUUAGAACGUUCGAAUGCCGCGAAUAGAAACAUUCCAGGGUGUGGUCCAGGUUCAUCAGCAGAUAGAACAAGAACUUCAGUGGUUAGUGGAUUGGGAAAAAAACUCAAAGAUAUGAUGGAUGAUUUUCAAGGGUUAAGAGCAAGAAUGCAACAAGAGUACAAGGAAACAAUUGAAAGAAGGUAUUUUACAAUAACUGGUGAGAAAGCUGAUGAAGAUACUAUUGAGAAUUUGAUAUCAAGUGGAGAAAGUGAAACUUUUAUGCAAAGAGCAAUUCAAGAACAAGGUAGGGGUCAGAUUAUGGACACAAUAUCUGAGAUUCAAGAAAGACAUGAUGCUGUUAAGGAAAUAGAGAAAAACUUGAUUGAGUUGCAUCAAGUAUUUUUGGACAUGGCAGCACUUGUUGAGUCACAAGGACAACAAUUGAAUAACAUAGAGAGUCAUGUUGCACAUGCUAGUUCUUUUGUUAGAAGAGGUACUGAACAACUUCAUGAGGCAAGAGAGCAUCAAAAGGAUUCAAGGAAAUGGACUUGUUAUGUCAUACUUCUUGCUAUCGUCCUCGUCAUCGUGCUCCUGUUUCCAUUGUUGAUGUCAAUUCUACCUCACUUGUUUCUGUAGAAUUAAAAGGUCAAAGUCGUCAUCAUCAUCAUCGUUAUUAAACAAAGAAUCUUAGAGAGUAUUAGAUUUUAUGCAUUCUGAAAUGUCAAGGAACAUGCUGCAUGAGCUAGCAGCAGAAAAUGGGAAUUUGUUUGUUGGUGCCUUUUUCUUCAAGGCAUUUCAUGUUGCCAUACAUAUAUUCAAGUGAACUAUUCAUGCAGGUAAACAAAGAAGUCACAGAACCAUGUUUUUCUGAUUAUUUUUUUUGUUUUUGGAUCUCCAUGGAAUUGUAAUAAUAGUGAGAACAAGUUCAAACAUGACAACAUUGUAAUAGAAAGUUGACACAAGAUUUCUGUAAUCUUGAUCAGCUUUUUUUCC
Molecule: messenger RNA, 1915 nt
Organism: Medicago truncatula (barrel medic)
Lineage: Eukaryota; Viridiplantae; Streptophyta; Magnoliopsida; Fabales; Fabaceae
Product: syntaxin-124
Exons: 1
Coding region: 644-1558 (304 amino acids)
Biological process (GO): exocytosis; vesicle fusion; intracellular protein transport
Cellular component (GO): SNARE complex; endomembrane system; plasma membrane
Molecular function (GO): SNAP receptor activity; SNARE binding
Source: RefSeq, a predicted model, not a curated record